Penicillium samsonianum is the source of this 1137-nucleotide messenger RNA. Its product is annotated as putative integral membrane protein. Bases 1 to 1137 code for a protein of 378 amino acids. The record is from RefSeq and is a predicted model, not a curated record. Lineage: Eukaryota; Fungi; Ascomycota; Eurotiomycetes; Eurotiales; Aspergillaceae. The transcript is spliced from 3 exons.
AUGGUUGUUACCUUUCCUAUAGAGACGCCAGCCCAAAGGCAGGUCUUGGGCGUGGCUAUCGCUUUCUCCAUCCUAGCUGUGGUAGCAGUAUGUCUGCGACUGCUAGCUCACCAUCUUGCGCGUAAAAGAUGGAUUUUGAGUGACUAUUUCAUAAUUGCCGGCGGUAUCUUCGCGGUCGGCCUCCAGUCCGUCAGCAUCACCGGCGUGCUACAAGCGGGUAUCGGUUAUGAUCAUGUCACUACAAUUGCGGGCACAUAUGGAAUGGAGCCUAUUACGAAACUUCUUCAGCUGAUCGUCCCAUUGCAAUUUCUCUGGGUUCUGAGUCUCAGCUGUACAAAAAUAUCCAUCUUGUUCUUAUAUCUUAGCAUCUUCCCGGUCACUUGGGUCGUGCGGGUCUCCUGGGCAACAAUGGGUGUAAUUAUAGCCUGGACUAUUGGGACAAUACUGGCUGGGUGUCUGAUCUGUCGUCCGUUCGCUUUUAACUGGGACCAGACUAUCCCUGGCGGAUCGUGUGGUAACCAGGUUACCUCAUUCACGGUGACAGGGGUUAUAAAUCUUGUUACCGACGUUGUUGUGCUGGUGACACCUAUGCCGCUGCUGUAUAAGCUGCAAAUGGCAAGGUAUAAGAAAGUGACAUUCAUCACUAUCUUCGGGCUGGGAGGAGUCACAUGUAUCAUCAGUAUUCUUCGUAUCUCCAUACUCUCGACAAUGGACUUCACCGAUAUCACCUACUCGAUUCCCCGUGCCAACAUUUUCAGUGGCCUGGAGCCCUGUCUCGCUGUCAUCCUCGCUUCGGUCCCUAUGAUGCGCCCCCUCCUGGGCCGCUCAACAGACACACCUGAGGUGACAGCUCGCCCAUCGAAUAAGUCUUCGUCCCCGUCUGGAAGAUCCAGGUCUACUGGCGAUAGCGAGUUCCAGCAGCUGCAGGAUGACUCUAGCGUGCUGUGUUUGCGGCCAAUGGGGCCAAAGCAUGAGGUUGGCGUCGCAGUUCAAAGUCCCACAGAGACGAGAGAGAUAUCCCGUGGGAGCGAAGAUUUUCUUGAAGCUGGAGAGAGCAGAGAUGGGGCUCAGACGCAAAAAGGAGGCUGGGGGAUUUCAGUGAAGCAAGAAUGGGCUGUGAUGCAUGGGCGGAAGUAA